UUGCUGUUCUUGAGAACGCCUGCAGGUGGGAAAGUAUUACCGAAUUUGCAGCGGUAUUGAUUUCUCCUUCAGACAAUUUCGUCUAAAAUAGAUAUAUGUUGGAUGUUUUUUCUUUUUUUUGGCAUGUUCCUCACCCAAAAGAUCAAUCAUGUCUUCCACUUUAGCACUCCUGUCAAAGCACAGAGGCGCAGUCUCUGUUGCCGCCGUGGCUAAUACAGCUUCUAUGCUGUUUGGAUACGAUACAGGUGUCGCUGGAUCUGUAGUAGCACUGCAAAGGUAGUUAUGAAAGAUCUGCCACGGAGAAAGAUGCCUGACUGACCACUGAAUAGCUUUUCCACAGAGUUCAAACUCUCCACUAGCGUUGCACACAAAGCAUACAUUUCCUCCAACAUAGUAGCACUGCUCAAUGCUGGCGCAUUCUUUGGAGCUAUAGUUCCAGCCUUUCUCACAAAGUUUAUUGGUCGGAAGCCAACGAUGACUAUUGCAGCAGCCUUUCUUAUGCUCGGUGGAAUCCUUCAAACUGCUGCGCAGCCACCUUCUCUGUCCAUGAUCUAUGCCGGACGUAUUAUUUCCGGUUUUGGUGUUGGUAUGGUUAGCAAUCUCACUCCUAUUUUAGUUGCGGAAACCGCACCAAAGGAACUCAGAGGGUUCUUAAUGGGACUUUUCGAGAUGUUCCUUGUUAGCGGAGGAUUACUGGCUUAUUGGACCACAUACGGAUGCUCGCUACAUCUGCAUCCGACAAGCAAACAAUGGAGAGUUCCACUGGGCAUCCAGAUUAUCCUCGCCGCAAUUAUCAUGCUUGGGUCAUUUUUCAUCCUCGAGUCUCCAAGAUGGCUGGCCAAACAAAAUCGAUGGGACGAGGCCGAACACGCAUUGUGCUAUCUCCGAGGCUCAACGUCCGAGGACUUGGAAAUCAAAACUGAGAUUGCAGAGAUGCAUGCGCAAAUUGAAGAGGAGAUUGCCGCGACCUCUGGUAGAUCGAUAACUGAAUUGUUUCAAUCAAGAAACCUUAUUCGUCUUGUUUGGGGAUGUGGUGUCUCAUUCUUCAGUAUUUGGUGUGGGCAUAAUGGAAUCUUGUACUACGGACCCACGGUAUUCAAGCAGAUUGGCUUUACCGCUCAGAAUGCUGCUCUUUUCGCCAGCGGAAUCUUUACCUGUAUCAAAGUCGGUGUUACUGCUCUUUUCUUGAUCGCAGGAGUAAGUUGGGACAUACCCUUCGCCUUUUCUUCAUCUUGAAACCUCAAACGAUUGUCCACAUAAUUCUGACAUUGACAUCAUCUAGAUUCAACAUUUCAAGAGGAAAACCCUUUUGAGUGUUGGUAGUGCUGGCAUGGCAAUCACUAUGUUUGCCCUUGGUGCAGUCUUAGCCACACAUCCACCAGCCACCGGACACGCAACAAAUGAUACACCUAGUGGAAAGGGAAUGGUAUGGAGACUACACCACAGCGCUUAAGAUUCAGGCUAACUUCCUUAGAUGGCGAUCAUCUACCUCUUCGUAGUCUUCUAUUCCAUGUCUUGGGGACCUAUUGCUUGGGUCUACAUUGGAGAGUAAGUUGCGACAAUACUUUAUGUGGAUGUCUACCAACUAACAAUCUCAGGAUCUAUCCUACUCGAAUUCGUGACUGGGGAAUGGCUAUCAGUGUCAUGGUAGUCUGGCUUUUCAAUUAUGUCGUCUCCAGAGAGACUCCAAUCGCCGUGUUGAACAUCGGAUGGAAGACUUGGAUGGUAUGUCUAUUUUUGUAUAUGAAUCAACAGGUUGAAAGAUGAAGCUAACAAAUCCGAUAUGAGUAGAUCUUUGGAACAUUUAAUUCAGUUGCAUUCAUUUUUGUUUGGUUCCUUCCCGAGACCAAAGGUUUGAGUUUGGAAGAAAUGGAUGUUCUCUUCAAGGUUGUGAAUGAAGAUAUUAGAAGGAAAGACAUUGACGAGCAUGUCGUUGUGCCAGUUGAAGGCAGCGAAAAGAGCGCAAGUGGUGAGGCAGUCAAGGAGGUUUGAGCUAUGCCAUUGAUGCAAAUGAUAGUAAUGUAUGUGGCGCGCUGUAUAUAUACCUAAUGAAAAGAGCCCACUUCAACUUAAUGGAAAGUAAUAAUAAUGCAGCACUUGCUGCGUACUCUUUACUCGC
Sclerotinia trifoliorum is the source of this 2119-nucleotide messenger RNA. NCBI's taxonomy places the organism in Eukaryota, Fungi, Ascomycota, Leotiomycetes, Helotiales, Sclerotiniaceae. The record is from the annotation of a GenBank genome assembly.